GCUCGAACGCCCCCGCGGUCUCGCUUAAGCUCGAGGUGCUGGUGGAAAGAAGGGAGACGUAAUGAAGUGAGGAUCUCUGGGUUGUUGCAAUGGUCAGAUUAUCAGUUUAUUGCCACAAAUUCCACAACCCGGAGUUGCUAUGAAGGCGGGGGCCUCGUCCAUGUGGGCUUCAUGCUGUGGUCUGCUGAAUGAAGUCAUGGGCGCAGGGGCAGUGAGAGGCCAGCAGCCUGGGUUCGGAGCCGGUGCCGGACCCUUUCGGUUUGCCCCCAGUGCAGGAUAUUCCACAUAUCCGCCCACAACCUCAGGGAGCCCCAGCCUCGUAUGUAAGGCUUGUGGCCAGGCCUUCUCUGUCUUCAGGAGGAAGCAUAUCUGCUGCGACUGUAAGAAGAGUUUCUGCACUCUGUGCUCUGUGCUUCAGGAGAACCUGCGUAUAUGUGCCACAUGUCACCUGCUGAAGGGGACGGCCUUCCAGAGACCACAGCUGAUGCGGCUGAGGGUCAAAGACUUGCGACAGUACCUGCUGCUACGCAACGUCCCCACAGACACCUGCAGGGAGAAGGAGGACCUGGUGGACCUGGUGCUGUGUCACCAGGGAACAGGGGGGGAGGAGGACCCCGACAACCCCCUCUAUACCCCGCCCCCCUCCGCCGCACGUUCCACCUCCGAGCUGUCUGCGCUCUCAGUCUCCGCCUCUCAGGGGGAAGCUCUCAGCAGGAGCGACAGCUCAGGGACAACCAACCAGGAUAUAGGCGACGCCACGUCUCUCUCCCUCCUGAACCUGGCACCCAGUGAGCACACACCAGAGGUGAGCCCUCAGACGCGGCCGCGAGCGCGGGCCUCUCUCUCAGACAUCUCCAGCCUGAGGGACAUCGAGGGCCUGUCCGUUAGACAGCUGAAGGAGAUCCUGGCCAGGAACUUUGUCAACUAUUCAGGCUGCUGUGAGAAGUGGGAGCUGGUAGAGCGCGUCAGCCGCCUGUACAGAGAGACGGAGGAGAACAUGAAGUCAUUGGAAAACGUCAACACAGCUAUAACUGCAGUGGUGGCCUUGCCCCCUCCUCCCAUCUGCAAUGGAGGGAUUGGAGAUGGGGAGAAGGCCCAGCUGACCAACGUGGAUGACAACCUGUGCAGGAUCUGCAUGGACUCCGUGAUCGACUGCGUCCUCCUGGAGUGUGGUCACAUGGUCACCUGCACCAAGUGCGGCAAGCGGAUGAGCGAGUGUCCCAUCUGCAGGCAGUACGUCGUGAGAGCCGUGCACGUCUUCAAGUCCUAAUGUCGCAACCCACCACUUCCACCAUGUCACAUCUUCAAAACAUUCACCUCCAGAGAAACAGAUCUGUGUUGUUCUGUCCCAGUUGUGUGUGUUCUGUUGUUAUCCCCUGAAACGCUUACAUUAUUUGUAAACUUGAUCAUGAAUUUGAGAAAUGCAGUGUGUUCAUUUUUUCCCACUUAAUUUCUUUCUUGGGACGAAUCAGUGUUUGACCAAUGAAAAGGAGGGCAGCAGUCUACCCUUUAUAUUAACCCAUUCCAUUUCUAAACACAUCCUUGACGUUUUCUCAUCUACCGUAUUUUUGUGUUAUGCUUUUGCUUACUUAUGUUGACUUUUAAACAAGAAUGUGAGCUGUGUGUGCGUACCAUCGUUCCCAGGUACCUACAGAGUGAACCACUAAUUGUGACUGUCCCAAUGACCAAACCGUAUCAUGUAAUGUCUGCCCAUAUAGAGGUCUAUUUUGAUUUGGAAGGAAGUCUCACAUUUGUUUUAAUUCUGUCGUAACAUCUUAGCACUGAAUGUUAAGAUGAAUAAGAAAACGGGUGCUAAAUACGUUCACAUGUUUUUCCUGUUUUCCGUUUGUUAGUAUACCAACUUAAAUUGUGGAUAUCGUCACUGUCUGAAAACCUUUUAUCUCCCCCAAAAAAACUUCAGGAAAUGACCAUAUUUUCCCAUUAACGGAAAUACAAUUAUGAAACUUCAGAAGCUAUUUCGAAUACAUUUUCUUGGUCCUAUAGUAAAAUGUUCAGAGUAGAACAUUGAGGGGAGUUACUGCUUUCAAUAGAUGAAAAACACAACUAAAUUUAAAAAAAAUAAGCAUUAUGAGCAUGUAAUUCCAUCAGACAGCAAAAAUAUGCUUAGAAUAUUUUCAGUUCUCUUUCUUGGAAGUGGAGAGAAUAUUGUCUUUUUAAUUAAUACAUUGUUGUAGUUAACACAACUAAUCAAAUAUAUAGCUGCAAGUUAACUGCCACUUGUGGAAUAUAAAGUAUAUUGAGGAAAAGUGACUUGCUGUACAGUUGCAUAUAAUGUUUCAUAUCAGUAUGAGAUGUACAUAUCUAUUUUUUUCCAUUUGAUUUGAAUGUGUAAUUGAAUUGAAGAUUUCCCUCAGAUUAGUUUAUUAAAGAGUAAGGUUUCACUGUC
Molecule: messenger RNA, 2407 nt
Organism: Oncorhynchus keta (chum salmon)
Lineage: Eukaryota; Metazoa; Chordata; Actinopteri; Salmoniformes; Salmonidae
Product: E3 ubiquitin-protein ligase RNF34-like
Exons: 8
Coding region: 140-1270 (376 amino acids)
Biological process (GO): proteasome-mediated ubiquitin-dependent protein catabolic process; negative regulation of extrinsic apoptotic signaling pathway via death domain receptors; protein K48-linked ubiquitination
Cellular component (GO): plasma membrane; cytoplasm
Molecular function (GO): ubiquitin protein ligase activity
Source: RefSeq, a predicted model, not a curated record